Messenger RNA from Cokeromyces recurvatus, 844 nucleotides. RefSeq lists its product as uncharacterized. The transcript is spliced from 4 exons. The record is from RefSeq and is a predicted model, not a curated record. The coding region runs from base 269 to 844 and encodes 191 amino acids. Lineage: Eukaryota; Fungi; Mucoromycota; Mucoromycetes; Mucorales; Mucoraceae.
AAAAAUUAUUUUUAUGCACCAGUUUCCGUAACUAUUGUAUGAAUAAUGUAAAUUUUGUUGAAUUUCCAUUAAAAAAAUACUUUUAUUGACGUAUCUCUAUUCAUUUAUGUUGUGCAUUAAGGAAAGUCAAAAAUCAUAAGAUAUUGCCACACUCUUGUGAGCCACUGUACCUACAAAGUAAUUUAUUUAUCGCUUUUUGAGCGCACAAGAUUCGAUUUUUAAUUUUAAUUUACCCAAACUUUUGGCGGAUACGAUCAAAACGCUAACAAUGGUAACGAUCAUUUCAAGCUAUAACCGCCAGAUGACACCAGAUAUGAAGGCUAUAUAUAUACAACAGUUUGAAGACCAGCCUUGUUUCAAGUCCCUUAAUACAAACUUUCCUAACGUUUACGAACUUGAAUAUAAUUUCUUCAAAGCAGCUCAGUACAUUUUAACAAGCUAUAGCGAUAAAUGUAACAGAUCAAUACAAUUAAGAGCACCUAGUGAAAGAACGUUAUGGGUUGACCGAAUUGCUUCAAUAUUUCAAACGUUAGGUGAUCAAACAGGUCUCAUUGGAUUGAAUGUUUUCAUUAAACGUCAUAAUGAAAUUCUACCAAUGGAGGCAUCUAUCGGAUUAGAGAAAAAAGAUAUGGAGCAUACCAUGGAAGACAUGCUUAAAAAUUUAAAUUCAACCAUAGCUUUCAUCAACGGGAUUGGUCGAAAAUAUCUCGAUGCAAGCCAUUCGACGUUCAAAAAGUUACACGUAGUUAGUGUUCAAUCGGUCAAACAGACAAUAACAUUAACAUCAACCCGCAUUGAUAUUACAAAAGUGGACUAUUGUGUUAUGACAGAAGAAGUACGUUGA